Molecule: messenger RNA, 936 nt
Organism: Sciurus carolinensis (gray squirrel)
Lineage: Eukaryota; Metazoa; Chordata; Mammalia; Rodentia; Sciuridae
Product: olfactory receptor 6C2-like
Exons: 1
Coding region: 1-936 (311 amino acids)
Biological process (GO): G protein-coupled receptor signaling pathway
Cellular component (GO): membrane
Molecular function (GO): olfactory receptor activity; G protein-coupled receptor activity
Source: RefSeq, a predicted model, not a curated record
AUGAGAAACCAUACCUCAUUAACUACAUUCAUACUUCUGGGACUGACGGAUAAUCCUCAAAUGCAGACUCUGAUUUUUAUAUUUCUGUUUGUCACCUAUACAUUGAGUAUAGCUGGGAACCUGAUCAUCAUUAUACUCACUUUGGUGGAUUCCCACCUUAAAAGUGCCAUGUACUUUUUCCUCAAGAACUUCUCCUUCUUGGAAACUUUAUUCACCACGGCCUGUAUUCCCAGGUUCCUCUAUAGUUUAUCAACUGGAGACAAGACUAUUUCCUAUAAUGCUUGUGUUGCUCAAGUGUUUUUUAUCAUCUUCUUUGGAGCUACAGAAUUUUUCCUCCUGGCCAUCAUGUCCUAUGAUCGCUAUGUCGCCAUCUGUAAGCCCUUGCGUUAUGUGACCAUCAUGAACAGCAAAACCCGUGGUUGGCUUAUUUUCUGCUGUUGGUUAGCAGGCUUGUUGGUCAUCCUACCACCACUGUGCCUGGGCUUAAACCUGGAAUUCUGUGACUAUAAUGUCAUUGAUCAUUUUCUCUGUGAUGCCUCUCCUCUACUCAAAAUCUCUUGUUCAGAUACCUGGUUCAUAGAGCAGAUGACCAUUGCCAUUGCUGUAGUGACCACCUUCAUGACACUUCUGUGUAUAAUUCUGUCCUAUAUUUAUAUCAUCAAGACCGUCAUAAAGUUCCCUUCUGCUCAGCAACGGAUGAAAGCCUUCUCUACCUGCUCUUCUCACAUCAUGGUGGUUUCUAUCACAUACGGUAGCUGUAUUUUUGUUUAUAUCAAACCUUCACCAAAGGACGAAGUGGCGAUUAAUAAGGGUGUGUCGGUGCUUACUACUUCAGUUGCCCCCAUGUUAAACCCAUUUAUUUACACCCUGAGGAACGCACAAGUGAAACAAGCUUUUACAGAUUUAAUCAAAAGAAUGUCAAUCAUCUCAAAGUAA